AUGACACAGCGAAACAUCAAAUGGAAGCCACCAGACGGAGUAACGGUGAAGAUGAAUUUUGAUGGGGCUAUGUUUGUAGAAUCGGACCAAGCAGGGAUAGGUGUGGUUGUUCGAAACCAUAGGGGUCAUGUCAUGGCGGCCUUAGCAGAAAAAAUCCCCAAACCAGCUUCCAUAGAGGUACUUGAAGUUUUGGCAGCACAGAGAGCAGUACAGUUCACUCUUGAGUUGGGCUUUGCACAUGCCAUCUUUGAAGGAGAUGCAGAGAUUGUUACUAAGGCACUUGCUGAAGGGAACAGUUCUUUGCAUAGUAUAGGACACAUUGUAAAAGACAUUGAGUCUAUAAGUGGUUUAUUACAAACCAAAUCUUUCUCUCAUGUUAGGAGGCAGGGUAACACUGUGGCCCAUGCCUUAACUCAGAGAGCAAGGCUUUCUUUUCCUGUUUUAAUCUGGAUGGAGGAUGUUCCACCAGAUAUUUUUUGUUUUGUAUCUGCAGAUUUUCCAGUUAUUUAA
Messenger RNA from Quercus lobata, 510 nucleotides. RefSeq lists its product as uncharacterized. Lineage: Eukaryota; Viridiplantae; Streptophyta; Magnoliopsida; Fagales; Fagaceae. Gene Ontology annotation, molecular function: RNA-DNA hybrid ribonuclease activity; nucleic acid binding. The transcript has a single exon. The coding region runs from base 1 to 510 and encodes 169 amino acids. The record is from RefSeq and is a predicted model, not a curated record.